GUCAAUUGACACAAAAUGGACACUUCACAGACGUACUUGAUGGUUUUUGUGGUCUUUCUGAACACGAACUUCAAGGUAAACCUUAGAGGAGUGAAAUCGCUUAUUUUGCUGUCAAUUGAAGAGCCUUCAAUUGGUCAUUUUGAUAUUUCAUCUUCCCCCUUUUUUUUUCAAAAUGUAUCUUUUACUGCUAAUUUAAAAGCUGUAAGGUAGUGCAAAAUGUUGGGUGAAAACGUUGCCCAAGAAAGCAAGCAAUUUCAAUUGUGGCUAAACCAAAUGCUCACAUGAAAAGAUUCGUCUUGGGUUAUAGGCGAAUUGAAGUGUUUACGUGGAGAACACUUGUUCCGGGUACUUGGAUCACCUUCUUUCUCAAAGAGGGUGACCCUUCUAGCCAAAGCAAAGUGUAAUAUCUCAUGUAAACGGUCGACAUAAAUUUACAAAGAAAUUAGGCAAAAGUUUGCUUUGCCAGGGCCUUGGGAAGAGGAUAUCCCCUGUACCAGAAACGACGGAGCAGCUAAACCGUUUUUGGCCUACGUAGCUUUUGUUAUAAGGACAUCUAUCCGAUUUUACGCUCAUGAAUUUGUAAACACACUCCCUCGGGGCUAAAAAACAAAAUCAUCAAAUGCAACCAAAAUCAAUUUAGAAAUAUAACGCCUUGUACUUUGGGAGAGGUGACAAUUUGAUCAGCAGGAAAUCUGACAUUUCUGUGUAUAUCUUCAAGUAGCUUUACUGUGGUGCGACAAGGUUUUUCACAAGUUUGGAGCAACAGCGAAACAAAUGAAGCGCUUAUUAUUUUGGCGCGUCACUCCCAGUUAAAGAAAAAAAGUCGUAUAGAACUGUAGCGGCCUUAUCACUUCUGCUCUGCCACUUGGGACAACAUUUUCCCACGAACAUCAGAAGAUUUGUACUGCUCUCCAGGCAGAAUUUUAUAUUCAUCCUCUAUUGAUGACAACUUGCUAAGAUGAUUGAUUCUUGUUUUUUAGGGUUUUGGGAUCAACGCGGAAGAUUGUAACUUGUUAAAUCCCAAACAAAAAGCGGCCUGCUUUGAUAAAGGGUAAGACGUCAUGAAUCUUUUUUUCCGAUAAAAUUUCCGGUAUUUCUCCUCUCUGUGUAGUGACGUCAUCUUCGAAAAGCGCGAAAAAAAAAUUACUUUAUUAAGAAAAAUAAGUUUUUUGGAAUGAGAAUAAUUUUGAUUUUUAAAUGAAUUUAUGCAGAUGCCUCAUCAAGAUUUCCGGUGGGGAAACUUCCGGUAUUGGUGGAGCCGGGGAACAAAGCUAUCCUAGUACACUCCAGGCUUCCUCUCUUGCCAUUAUACCUUAUGUGAUCGAUGCGAGUUUUCCCUUUUUCUCCCCAACUCCACCGACAAGCUUUGCUUUUUUCUUUAACCCACCGUAUCAGUUUUUCCGCUCACCUUUGAUCAAGAGAGAAUGAUACCUUGAUGACCUUCGUGAAACUAGACCGCGCGGUCAUGGGAACAAAAUUCAAAAAUAACCCUCGCAGCAUGGCGCGAAUUAAAAAAAGAUUGAAAAUAAUUAUCAUAGGGCACAGGGAUUCGCUCUCUUACCUCAUUAUCUCCUGCUUUGAUAAGAUCAUUGUACUAAAUAAGAUAGGGUUACGGUUGUUAUAGACAAUUUAUUGCCUAAAAUAAACGGCCACUUAAGUGGCCCAAGUUUGCCAAAACUGGUGUACCAUUUGUAUUCUCAUCAAACCGAGCUUCGCCAAUGCAAUCUCCCUGCACUUGAGUAGCAGGCGGCAUAAAGGUAAUUUAUUUCACGGAAGUGAAAUAAAACCAAGAGCCAUAAUGGGACUCUUGAUAAAACAUAUAGCAAGAGAACCACCGAGCACUAUAAUCGAUCGUCUAGCCUUAAUGUGUGAAGUAUGAAAGGUUGAAAAUCACCAACUGCACGGGGCAAGAGUUUCUGUUCUAGAUAAACAACAUUAGCAUAAAUCUUCAGAGACGGAUCCAUGAUUUUUUAAGGGGGCAGGUGUUGCACCUCCAUUUUUCCUUUUCUUUUCUUUCUUUCUUUCUUUCUUUCUUUCUUUCUUUUUCUUUCCCUUUCUUUUCUUUUUUUGAAGCUAGAAGUGCACCAUUUAUGAUUGGGACUCGAUCACCAAAUGAGUUAAUAAUAUCAAAUCCUUAAUUACUGUAAGCAUCCCCUGCACUCCUCCCCUAGAUUCGCCUUUGUCACAAAAUUUUUAAAAUACUCAUCCUUCUAUUCCCUUCCAUUACAUAUAAAAGAGCCUUGAAAAAGACAGAUGACGCCGGAGAUGUAGCAUGGAUAGAGACCUGUGUAGUGAAGUACUUUUGCCUGCAGCCCCUGCCAGGACAAGGUCCUAAGAUGUUCAAGAAACCACAAUUUGAAGAAGAGAUGAAAAACUUCGUGCCCGGUGACUAUUUUGAGGUAAUAUUGAGAAUAUUGAGAUGGUGAUCUUACCCCUAUUACAGCGCUAGCUCUUUUGGUCUCCCAUGAGAAAAAACAAUAGACAUGUUCCUAACACUAGAAGGGGCACCUUACCUUCAAAAAAAGAGUCUCUAUUUAAAUUCAGUUUCAGAUAUUCCGCAUCCAAAUUUCUUUACAAUAGACGUUUCCCGAAUUCGCUUGGCUGAUUACGAAACAAUGGUUGCAAGUCGAGACUGAACUUGAUUCUUUUAUUUAUCAAGGCCAACCUCGACUUAAAACCAUUGUUUCGUGAUCAUCCAAGCGAAUUAUUCGGGAAAGGUCUAUUAGCAUCAAGAUAGCUCUUAGGUAAAAAAUGCCUCAACCAAGUGAACCUGUAAAUGAUAGUUUUGGCGUAAACGGUCGUAGCAGCAGUAGCAGUAGCAGUAGCAGUAGCAGUAGCAGUAGCAGUAGCACUAGCAGUAGCAGUGGCAUUAGUAGCAGCAGUAGCAGCAGCAGCUUUAAUAACCAGUAGUAGUAGCAACAGAAGCAGCAGUAGCAUCUUCUGUUAGGCCGAGAAGGUGAAAUCCUUAAAGGCCCAUAAAUGAAUUUAACCGCAAUACGUUUGUACUUAGUACGCAGCCACAAGAAUCGAGAAUUUCUUUCUACGUAACCCGGACUGGAAAGUAACCAAGGCAAACCCAGAUUACAAAGCCAAUGGGUGCGUGAAGCUUCUCGCCAUCACCGAAGCUCGAUACCUGUACGUUACCUUUGUACUGUUCAUACAGAGCGCUAAAUCACUUACUGCAUGUACUCAGGACAGCAAUGGCAGGUACAUACUCCCCACAGCCGNAAGGCAAACCCAGAUUACAAAGCCAAUGGGUGCGUGAAGCUUCUCGCCAUCACCGAAGCUCGAUACCUGUACGUUACCUUUGUACUGUUCAUACAGAGCGCUAAAUCACUUACUGCAUGUACUCAGGACAGCAAUGGCAGGUACAUACUCCCCACAGCCGUGUGCUUCCCUCGACCCUACGGCAGCGCUACUUGUACAUCGGAUUACGAUGUGGGAUUAAUUGGACACACCUCUGGGAUCCUGACGGGCGCGUUCAACGAAUAUUUCCGGGAAAAAUUCAACAAGCCGUCAGAAGAGGUGUUUGAUACCAACGUCUAUGCUUACACUCUGGAAUACGCCAUGCCGGAACUGUUUACUGGUAUGACAGGAUACUUUAAGAAUAUUGUGCCUUACUUGGAUCUAAAGCCUUGGUAUCAAAUGCAAGAACUUGCCAGCGCAUAUUUUAAGGUAAAGAGUUGAAGGUAGAAAUAACUCAAGAAUGAAAAUUUUUAAGAUAAUUCCGUACAAAUAAAACCCAACAUAGAUUUUUCAUGAAACUUGGUACAGUUAUCAAUGGAAACUCGUUAAUUUCAAAACGAAAUAAAAAAAGGAGGGUCAAGGUGUUCGUUUUUAAGCUAUACGUUGGCAACAUAGAUUUACGUCAUUCUGGUGGCGUACAAGAGCAUUAUUGAUGGCAGAGGGAGGACUAAGGAGACUUUUUAGCGUGAUAACUGUUAUAUAGUUCUUGCUGACUAAAUAAAAUGUAGAUGUUUCAAAAUAGUGGCUAAAUAGUGUUUAGGAGGACGUGCUUGACAAUAUAUUGUUCGGCAACAUUGCUUUUCCUCCAUUUCGAGUCAUAUCCGAUCUAAAGAAGAGAAAAGUGAACUAUCAAUGUUAUGCGCAGUAGAGGUGCGCGGUGCGAAACUACGGAAUUAACUUAAAAAGUUAAAGUUGUUCUUUCGUGAGAACGUGAUUAAAAUAAGCUGAUCGGGAUUACCCUGACUUAAUUCGGCAUUCUGGGGGACGCUACUAGAGGUGGGUCCCAUUUGGGCUAUUCAGUGACAAUGCCUCGAGGUUCCCCCUUUAGACUUAACUUUUCUCACUAGAGAAGUUUUCGUGUGGUUCUAAAGAGCGACGUCACGCGGCACCGUCACUCUACAGAAUUUAGAGUAGUCGUUCGUUGAUUGUCGAGUCCCCGAGAUUCUUCUUAUUCAAUGAAGACAACAUCGUUGCCAUGGUACGGCACGUCUGUUCCGCGACUUUUCAACAUAAUUACCGUUUGUUGACAGAUGGUCGUUAAAAGUAUGCAUAUUUGCUUUUUUAACUCUUUCAAUACAGAUGUAUAAAUUCAGAGACUCGUUCUACAAAGAACUGAAAGACUACGCCCAAGCCAAUCUUGGAGGGCUGGGGAUAGUCAAGUCUGUACCGGAUCGCAAUCAGUAUUUUACGACGCUCAUCAAAAAGCUUGAGACUUGGGAUAAAAACAAGAAGGGAGUCAAGAACAUCAACGACUUGAGGGAACAACACAACAAGAUAUACGAAGAAAGAGUGAAAGGCGCUAAAGAUCACUUUGACAAGAGGGAGAAUUAUCAAGAAAUUGUUAAAUAUAUGUCAGAGGUAAGAUUAGUUAUUGAUUAUUAGUGAUAUUGCAUCGAAUUUAAAGGGUACAAGCAAUCUGUCGUUAUUUAGCUGUAUUAUUGACCUUUUCUCAAUUCAGCUCAUGGCGAUGAAGCUUGGGCUAGCUUCCAUACAGGUGUUCAUACUAGCUAGACCACAAUGCAACAUGCUCGUUAUCUCAAAAAUGCCCGUGCUCAUUUUCUCCCGUGUUAUUCACUGUUUCUACUCACAACGCCCUCAUAUUUUACCUUCCUACCUUUAUUAUUUUACCUGCAUAAAUUACGAGUUUAUUUCUUUGUGUAAGAGACCAUUUUUUGUGGGUAUAGAGGAGGGGCUGGCGGGUUUCCAGAAUGUCUAUAUGGAUAUUCACACCAACCCCUCUCCGUCUACAUAGUUUUUACCUAACUCCCAAUCUACAUAAAAGAUUUUUGGCAUGCGUUCGAUCCCCAAUAUGACCAAAAUUUUCGGCUGACCCUCCCACUUUGGACCCAAUUUCUACCCUCCAAACCCAAGAGUCGCCCCCCCCCCCAGCUCUCGAUAAAAAUAGAAAUAUAAAGCAUUUGCCCUUCCCCUAUGUGCAUCGGCCCUCUUCUCCCCGGCCCCUCCCCACUAAGAAUAUUAGGGAGCUUUAGCAUCGACGACAGCAACUGCAGCGAAAACGUCAGUUUUAAAAUGAAUUCCCGUUUUUUCAAUCCUUGUCGGUUUUAUACCAAUUCGCUGAAAAUGGCAAGUGUAGGCGAAUUUCCCUGGAGUUGAUUUCUUGAGGACCACACUCAAGUUUAGAGCAGAGAGAAAAAGAUUCGUCGUCGCUUGUUUACGUCCUCCACAAAACUUGCAAUUAGGCAUUUUCACGUCGUAGUCGUGCAAGGACGGUAAUGAAAUGUACAAAAAAGCGUGAUGCACGAGCAAAGUUGUUGUUUUGCGUAAUAAACCUAUUGCUUUUUUGACGUCCUCUUUGCCGUUGUCGUCGUCGUUGCUAAAGCUCCCUAUUAGUCCCUCCCACCCGCCGCACAAACACAAUGAUAACAUAGGUUGUUUUCAUGCAAUCUCGAGAGACACAAAUAACAAUGGUGAAAUGAACAAAUGCUGGUGGACAAACAAAGCGAGCUAAUGAGCGAUCUUUUGUUUACCGUCCACCAGCAUGGCGGCGAUGACGUAACGUGAAAACCACCUAUUGAGGUAUGAGUUGACAAGAAAUUGCGUUUAAUUUCUAUGUGGUAUCCCUGAAGGCCAUGACGUAUCUAUGGUUCCUUUUCCUGAAUCAGAGCUAUAUCUUGCUCUUUCUGUGAAUCGAACCCGAGUCAUCUCGAACAGGAUUGGGUUUUCUAAAUAUUUGCUUAACUAAUCAUUAUCAGUUAAUAAAACUUUUAAGUUCCUACUGGCAUUAUGUCAAAUAGAACAAUAUAUUUCCUUCACAAUGAUCACCCACAAUUAUGGCUCUUGCCCACAAACGAUUAUAGUUAUUGUAAAAAGCAUUUGAUAAUGCUUGCUAUAUCAAGUUAUUUUGUUGAAAAUAACAGUGACAAUUAUAGUACAAUUUAGAUUCUGUUUUUUGCUUGACCAACUGCUAGAAAUUAUUAUUCUUUCUAAUGAUUUGCAGAAUCCUAAAAAAAUCACAGCAUUUAGGCCUAAAACGGUUUCUGAGUCGUUGACUUUUUACGAUUUCACAGCUCUCUUUCCUUAAAUAAAAUUCUAUGAUCUAUAAUUAAUAGAAUCGGUUGUGUUAGCCUCUGUUGCAGACGUUUUUUGUGGUUCGCUUAAGCGAACUAGUUUAUGAAUAGUAAAUCGUAAGAGUAAUGGUCAAGAAGUGCAAAUCAAUCAAGCGAAAUCUAUCUUAAGUUUUGACUGGUAAUGUGAUUGCUUCAUCGGUUACAAUUACUUUCUAUCGGUUCAUACUCAUCGCAACUGGUGUGAGCAAGGCUUUAGUUUUGCCACAGUUAAACUAACAAGAAACUAUCCUUUGCUUGACAUUCAUGCGAAACAAAAUCUAAGGUCAGCCCGGUUGAAACUUAAUUAUGCGAUAUGACACAAAACAAUCUCUAUUUACCCUUAAGUUAGUCGGAUUUGAAAUAGCAGUAUUUUGGACAAAAUGAAUAAUAAAGAAACUAAAAACACUGUAUAUAUUAUAAUACGGUUUUUAGGGGGCUGUCGCCUCCUCAAAACAGUGCGACGUAGCUCCUUUAACGGAUAAAGAAAUGGUAGAAUGUCACGACAAUUAACGAGACGAGAAACAUUUGAAUCAAGGGAGACUGCAUAUAAACUAUAGAAACCAAGGCAGAGUACUUUGAUGACGGGUUACGGCGAGAGAGCGCUUCACUUUGAAAACUAGUGAUGGUGAGGUCAUCUAGAUUCUCUUUCACCUGCAAUUCGAGGCUGACUUUGGAUUUAGCAAGCUCCCUUGCUGUGACAAACUGUUGUGAAGCUAGCUUAGCAGCUGCUUUUGUAAACUCCAAGCAGUCUGAGUCCAACUCACGAUAGUUGCCGAGCUGGAGGGCAGUUAUAUACGCCAAAACUUCCAGUGCUUUGAUGCUAGUAAGUAUGUUACAACAGAGAAACAAACGGACAUCCUCAAACUGUCUGGUCAGCAGAUUGAUAUAAACAGCAUAUCGACUGGAAUCGUCCGCCGAAAACGCCAAGUGCAUACGAAUAACAUCAACUUCGAAAGAGGAACUGUACUCAUGCCACCCUGUCGUGUUGUAGGGAGUUUCACGCGACUCUAUAGGUAUAAAAUAUAAUACAGCGUGACUUUUUCGGAUGCCGAUGAAGCAAUGGUAUCCAUCCCAUUCAUAUUCAGUUGUCGAGUGCACAUCUUCAAUAAGAUCUCGGCCUUUCUCUGCUAGGCCUUUUCCAUCGGCCUGCAGACGGCUUGGAAGUACGUUCUGCCAGUCUUUGAUUCGAUCAAAAGUUGUCUCGGAAAGACCAUCAACGUAGUGUGUCAGCUUGAACCCUUUUGAUUCAGCUAGUGUGUCAAAUUUAGCGAGAUUACCGUCCAAAUAAAGCCGCAUAGUUUCUUGUGGUAAAUCCUGCAAAACAAACAACAACUCCGAUUCUACGUGGCGGUGGAUUCAGUUUUAUUCCCAGAAUUCCAAACGAUGUUUGGCGGGAAGGUUUCAAAACAAAGUUAGUUUAUAAUGUUGCUAAACUGUUUUUAAGAAUCUUUCCAUAAUCAAUUUUAUAGGCUGCCCAAUGCGAGCAUUUUGCAUAAGCCAAAGAAAAGAGAAAGCUAUGGAGCAAUGGAUUAUAAUAUUGAGUCAGUAAAGGUUACGGCAUUAAUGUUGUCAUAGGGGGUUGGUCACACAUUUUUGAACUUUUUGAAAGGGGUUGGCUGUCUCUAAAACUGCACAUUAGAGGCGGGUAAAUUGCAAUUCCCGUAUAGAAACAAGGAGGAGGGGUCAUCACUUGUUUUUAUCUCAUUAUAGGGCCAACAAAAAACGAGCUCCUUCAAAUCGAAUUUUACUGCGCCCCCCCCCCCUCCCCCUUACUUUAUGACCAGUCCCUUAAUGCACGGUCAGAUAUUUUCAUAUGUGCUAAUACAAAUGACGGUGGGGAGUGAUCCACUGCGGGGAGGGUGGGGGAGUACUCCUUUUGUCCAAGUGGUAGGGGAGAUCAGAGGUCUUAUUUUGGAGUUGGAAAAAUAUUUUCCGUGUGAACUUUUAAGGGCUCCGACUCAAAAGUCAGUUACGUAACAUGAUUCCCUACCUUUUAGGGCCAAUAGGCCAUUUGCACUAAGAGGUCAUGUGACAUCGUUUAAAUGAAACUGAAAGUUAUAUGAUUUUGAUUCGAAAAACGAUUAGUGGAUCAUAUCUUAAACAAAAUAAUAGUGAUUUGGCUUUUCAAACCCGCACCAUUUUCUUCAAAUAAGUAAGUUCGUAAAUAGUCACGUGAUCAAAAUGUAGCCUCUGUACAGACGUCCUCCCUCCCUCAAAAUGUAAUUUUUAAAAUUAUGAAUUAUCUCUUUCUGAACACAAAUUUUGCUCUUAAACGUCAAGGAAAAUGUUGAAAAGAUGAUGUGGUAACGUUUACAGCACAUCUGAGCGAAAAUAUCAAACGUUUAUCAAGAUAUAAGCAAAAAGUAGUUUUGGCCGCCAUGUUAAAGGGCAAGAGUAUGCCCUCCAACAUGGCGGCCAAUACAAAUCAUACUACUUUGUUGAAAAAUCAAAGUGUCAUAAAAUAUCUCCCUUAUUGUUUAAAGGAACCAUUGGCCACGUGACCUCUUAGUGCAAUUGGCCUAAUGCUAUUAAUUUUCUUCCUUGAACAACAAAAAGAUGUUAUCAGUUACUGACUACCGUAAACGAUAUCUGCAAUCUAUGGUCGGCCAUUUGUUUCAAAAUUAUGACACGAUAUAUGUUCGGUUUUUUCCCACGUAUACUUGCAAUCAUUCCUGCUACUCGAUAAACGUGCGUUUUUUUUGUCACGUAUACUUGCGUUUUGUUCCCAAGUUUGUGACCAUUUUCUUACAAACGCGCCUAUAUAUGCGCACAAAAAAACCCAUAUAUAUGCGUUACAAACAAGCAUGUGGUAUAUGCGGUCGCAGAAAGUCGCCGUACAAAAGGCACCGAAUUAUACCGCCAGCAAAAAAACCCCUUCAUGUACGAUGGAGCUGAAAAGUAACUUCAGUUUGAAUCAAGCAUGGCUGCAAUGCCCGCGUUAAUUUCGAGCAAGAUUUGGUCCUUAUUCAUUAUUUUAUUAUUUCCCUGGUAUUCUCACUGACUUUAAUAGCCUUCUACCUGCCUCUCUUUCCGUAGUGCUCCUCCACUUUAAUUGUGAUUUUCAUGGUUAACUAACUCGUUCUCGUUCAACUUGCAUAAAAUGUCCCUCAGGUAUCAAUUUGCUAUUAGUUCUCGAGCCCCGAUUAUUUGGAAGGAUAGUUUAUUUAUAACUUCAGUUUGGCGUUUUUUUGCGGCCAAUGGCAAAUCAGUAUUUUUGAUUGUAGCAGCUAGUUUCGCUCUCUGCACCAUAGUACGUAUCAACCGACGAGGAACUGCAUAACAUUCAUAACAUUCGCAUAGACACAACAGUAAAUUCCUACGAAGGAACAACAAGACAUCGCGCUUUUGUUUAAAGACUCACUUCUGAUCUCAAAAAAAAUUAAAUCGGACUGCAUCAGGCUAUCAGCGGUGAGAAUGAUCUUGACUCGGCGCAAAGCAUAUUUCUCCAUACUUGGCCGGUAGCUUUAGUUUAAGCUACCGUGUACAACUCAAAUCUGAAGAUCUCAGUCACUCUCCGUGAAAACUCAAAAUCCUUGAAACAACACUUAUGAGCAGGGCCCAGCGUCAUACUGACAUAGCAGCCCGGGAGGGGCGAGCAGGGAGGGGGGGGGGGGAAGUCAACAAAUUCUUAUUCAGCGGAGGCCCACCCCUUAACCUUUUAUAUACCAUUUUUCACGAUUUCGUAUACCUUCUAUUGACAAAUGGUACUCCUUUCACAUAUCUUGCUUAGAACUUUGUAUCCCUUUUAACUGCUGGAAACCUGCACUGUCAUAAAAUAGGAAUCAGUCACAAAUGUAGAACGCUUUCUCGACGGGUAAGGGGUUGGACCUCGGGGUGGAGCCUCCCCGUCAGGCCAUCAUAGGGAGUACCCUCUCCCUUGGCAUAGCAGGAAAUAAUCACAUUCCCGGACAAAGAAACUUACAUGCAGGCAUGUAGUUAUUCCGCAGAUCCAAGAUUUACGGAGAAAACCAUAGAAACUAAAAUGUUUAUUUAGGGCUCCGUAAUAUUAAAUUAAAGCUUUAGGCUUAAACAGAGGUCAAAGAAAAUUAAAACACUUUACAACUGCAUGUCAACUCCUAGCAGGAACACCUAAAAAACCAUAAACCACAGGAGAUGAUUACUCAGUAUGCAUGUAAUUUUCUGUAGUGCUAGUAACUUUAACUUUAACUUUAUUAUUCCAUAUAGUACAAAACUCAGUAAAGCCAAAGCCGGGGGCUUAUACGACCUGUGGUCAAAAUGACAGAAAUUAUUUUAUGUAGAAAUGAAGCCACUGAAGGCGAAAUUUCAAAACUAAAACAAGAUACAAAACUUAAAUUAAGUAAUGCAAGCAGUCCUAUAGCAGAGGUAAAACUAGAAGUACUAGUGACAAAUAAACUAACAAUAAACUAUGAUAAUCCUGCGCUAAUCCAAUCCAGGCUUAAAAAGUAAAGUUUUAGUUUCUAUUUAAAGUCAGUGUUGGUAAGGCUGUUACGGACAGUAAAGGGUAUAUCAGUGGGAUAUCCUUGGCCAAAUAAUUGGGGCUCGAGAACUAAUAGCAAAUUGAUACCUGAGGGACAUUUUAUGCAAGUUGAACGAGAACGAGGUAGUUAACCAUGAAAAUCACAAUUAAAGUGGAGGAGCACUACGGAAAGAGAGGCAGGUAGAAGGCUAUUAAAGUCAGUGAGAAUACUACGGAAAUAAUAAAAAGCUUCGAGACUAGGAGGCUUAGAACGUGUUCGUGGAGGCGAAAAGGUGAUAAUUCGCGUGCGAGAGAGAAAAGAAGAAAGGUCCCAAGGUCAUGUCUCACAUAACAUCAAGAGCUUAUGAGUCGUGUUUUGCCUGUCGGACGCUAAUUUCUAACUGAAUCGAUCGUUGUUUCGGUCAGCAUUUGUGAAGUAGCGUACACAGUCUCUCAAGAGACAAUCCACGGAUUCCAACAAAUCCGUUGUCGGGGAGCCAACAACCACCACUACUGUGAGGGUAAUGAAUAAGAACUAAAUCUUGCUCGAAAGAAACGCAGGUAUUGCAGCCAUGCUUGAUUCGAACUAAGUUACUUUUCAGCUCCAUCGCACACGAAGGGGUUUUUUGCUGACGGUAUAAUUCGGUGCCUCUUACAUGACGACUUUCUGCGACUGCAUAUACCACAUGCUUGUUUGUAACGCAUAUAUAUGGGUUUUUUUGUGCGCAUAUAUAUGCGCGUUUGUAAGAAAAUGUCAUAUACUUGGGAAUAAAACGCAAGUAUACGUGACAAAAAAACGCACGUAUAUCGUGUAGCAGGAAUGAUUGCAAGUAUACGUGGGAAAAAACCGCACGUAUAUCGUGUCAUAAUUUUGAAACAAAUGGCCGACCAUAGCAAUCAUCGGUUUUUCAUCAGCUUAUCAAAGUUUAUCUUCUCUUUUGACAAAGACGUCAUCAGUACAGUCGUACUCUUUAGGAGUUGAAAUCAACAUGGCUUCCAAAGUUCUUCUAACUUAUGCGUACCUUUUAGAGGGUCACUUUUAAAACCGACCACCGAUUACCCCUACCACUUGAACAAAGGGAGUACCCCUCCCCCUCCGCGGGGAGUCACUAUUCUUGUGCAAGAGUGCCACUCAGUUAUUGUUGUAUGAUGAUGUCAGAGACGGCACAUUAUUUAAUUUAACAAGGUCUCCUUUCUACAUUAAGCAUUAUUUAGGCAUCUAAGAUUCCUUUUGUUUAGAGAUAAAUGACAUAUGAAACAGGUUCAUGUAAACCAGACACCGCAGAUUUUUCAACAAGAUGUGUUGAAGGGAUGAGGGGGGGUUCAAUUAUUUUUCAUGUAUUUGUGACUAGUUUUAACUUUCGGUAAGUAUGCACCUAUAAGAGGCAAGAUGGCUACACGAAGUAAUUUCAUAGACCUUAUUUAAGACAGUGACAGUUUGCCUAUGACAGAAAAGGUCUAUGGUUGACAUGUGAAUUCUCUAGCCCACCCCAUACUCUGACUAAUUUAUCCAUAAAUACUUCUGUCUAAAAAUUGCACUGUCAUCAAUCAACUCUUUGUGUCGUGUGUUGUUUCAGAUGUCUGUAGCUCUAGUGUAUGCAGCCGAGGCCUAUCACACGCGAGGCGCUAUGAGGCACGUGGUAGGCGAUCUUCAAAUGCAUUCAGCUGUUGUCAAGGAAGGCACCACGGUGAUGGAUUACUGGGCGUCCAUGAUCGAGAACUGGGCUGAUUCCAACAAGGAAUAUGAACACUGCACUGAACUCAAAGUCGAAGCCUGCCUCCUAAAAAUGAGCAAGUACCUGCGCCGUACUUUCCACGCCAUGAAAAGCAUCUACAAUAUAUUAUCUAGGGUUCCUAACCCCGCAAAUGCACUAAAGGCAGCCGGCCUUCUCCCAGUUUAUCAUUUACAGCCUGGAAAAGACCCAGAAACAAUAUCCCUGGAAUGGGUUUCCAAGUAUCGUGGUGUAAAAGAUGAAAUUCCCGACUUCGCAAAAAACAUCAAGCCGUUCCUGGACACCGUUGGCUACAGUGGCCAGUCUCCAAACAAAGCACUGGAUUUUGAAUGCAUGAAGGGAAUCCAAGCUCAAGUGAUGUCUUAUAACAACAUCCUGGUGUCUGCAACAGCUAAAGAUUCACCGGCCAUUCAAGCUAUCUUUACUUUAAUGCCCAAUGGAAAACAGAAGACUCGGCCUGUCCCGUAG
Porites evermanni is the source of this 13172-nucleotide messenger RNA. The record is from the annotation of a GenBank genome assembly. NCBI's taxonomy places the organism in Eukaryota, Metazoa, Cnidaria, Anthozoa, Scleractinia, Poritidae.